Messenger RNA from Prorocentrum cordatum, 1072 nucleotides. Lineage: Eukaryota; Dinophyceae; Prorocentrales; Prorocentraceae. The record is from the annotation of a GenBank genome assembly.
AGCCGUUUUGGCUCGAGAUCAAGUUUGUGGCAAGCUACGGUUUUCCGCGUUGGUAGCGAGCGACAGAGGGCGAACCAACAUGGCUGUUGGCAAGAACAAGCGCCUCACCAAGGGAGGAAGGAAGGGCGGCAAGAAGAAGGCGGGCGACCCGUUCCUGAAGAAGGAGUGGUACGACAUCAAGGCGCCCAGCGUCUUCACCGUCCGCAACUGCGGCAAGACCUUGGUCACGCGCACGCAGGGCACCAAGAUCGCCACCGAGGAGCUGAAGGGACGCGUGCUGGAGCUCAACCUGGCGGACCUGAACAAUGACGAGGACCAGGCCUACAAGAAGGUCAAGCUCUGCAUCGAGGAGGUGCAGGGCCGCAACUGCCUCACGGACUUCCACGCGCUGGAGCUUACGCGCGACAAGCAGCAGUCCCUGAUCCGCAAGUGGCACACACUGAUCGAGGCCCACGUGGACGUAAAGACCACGGACGGGUACCUCGUGCGCCUCUUCUGCCUCGCGUUCACCAAGAAGCAGCCGGGGCAGGAGAAGAACAACUGCUACGCGCAGACGGCCCAGAUCCGCAAGAUUCGUAAGAAGAUGACGGACAUCAUGACUGGCGAGGUCAACAAGGUGCAGCUCCGGGACCUUGUGAAGAAGCUCAUCCCCGAGUCCAUCGGCAAGCAGAUAGAAAAGGAGACGCAGGGCAUAUUUCCCCUGAAGGAUGUCCACAUUAAGAAGGUUAAGAUUCUCAAGAAGCCCAAAUUCGAUAUUACCAAGCUCAUGGAGAUGCACACUGGUGGUGAUGACGCGGGCGUUGAGAUGCUCCGGCCAGAGGAAGACGAGGCGAAGAACCUCUUGACCGCCAGCGUGGAGAAGGCCGACGAGGACGACGAGUGAGCAGAGCUCCUUACUCCUGCUUCUCCCUCAUCCCUCCUCCGAACACUUCUCCUCAACUUUCGGCUUCUCCUUGGCCUGGUCGGAUCGGCCGUGUUGCCUUACCGCAAUGAUCGCGAUCGCCACCACACCUGCGUCCACGGUCACAAAUAGAAGGCCGUCCUUCAUGUGAGCGCAAUAGAAGCACUUGAU